Vanderwaltozyma polyspora DSM 70294 is the source of this 2241-nucleotide messenger RNA. RefSeq names its product Dsl1p (gene DSL1). NCBI's taxonomy places the organism in Eukaryota, Fungi, Ascomycota, Saccharomycetes, Saccharomycetales, Saccharomycetaceae. Gene Ontology annotation, cellular component: RZZ complex. Gene Ontology annotation, biological process: mitotic spindle assembly checkpoint signaling; endoplasmic reticulum to Golgi vesicle-mediated transport. The record is from RefSeq and is a predicted model, not a curated record. Bases 1 to 2241 code for a protein of 746 amino acids. The transcript has a single exon.
AUGUCUGUUACAAAUCCUGUUGCUAGCUUUGUUGCCGAUAAGGAACGGUUAUUACAACUGUUGAGAAAUGAUCCAUUGUUAAGCUUAAAUGAUGAUGUUGAAAUUACUGAAAAAAUUGACCUAGAAGGUUUAUUGAAACUGGAUGCUUCUCUCACUGAGGAAUUGCAUGUGUUGAAUAGUUUGAAAACUAUUCCAAGUCUUAUCUUGGAAUUUAAAGCAAAUAUGGAAUAUUUGGAAUUGGAAAAUUGUUAUUAUUCUUUGCAGAAUUUAAGGAAAAAAUUAAAGGAAAAUGAUACUUUAGUAAGACAAAAUAUUAGAUUACAACAAUCUGUUGCCACUUAUGUAGAUUCCCUACAUGUUCAAUUGGUAGAUAAAUUGUUCGAUCUAAUUUCAAAUCAUUUUUGGAAUUUUAAAGAGCAUACUAUCUCUCAUAAGGAUGAAAUUGUUUAUGGGAAGGAUAAGGUGAAGUUUGAUUAUGAAACUUUAUUGGAGUUUGUGAAUAGAGAUAUCUUUCCUCAGAACGUUUUGGAUUUCGAACAUUGGUUGAUUAAGGACAUGGUAAUGGGUGAUUUACAAGAAAUCGUAAGAGAAAGGUUAUCGACUAUUGUAAAAAGUUAUAUACUAUUUGAUAGCAUCAUUCAUGAUGUAAAAGAAAAUAUCUUCAAUGACAAAGGUAUUUUCACAUAUGAUGAAGACUCGAAAAAAUUAUCACUAGUAGACUCAAGAAGUAAAGAUUUGGAUUUGCUAACUGAGAAACUUGUCGGAUUUGGAAAAUUAGCAGAUUAUUUAUUAUCUUGUAUUUCAAAGAGAGAUGUGGUGAUACUAUCCAGCAGAAUUGGUCCUUCAAUUGCAAAAGAGUCCCAUAAAUUAAUCAAGGAAAAUAUAUCUUCAAUUCUUCAAGAACAAUCAACUUCAAUCAAAAAUUUAAUUUUAGAGUUAAAUGAUAAAUUAUUGUCGUUAUCAAAUGCAACCAACGGAGUAUGGAACUAUUCUGGAAAUGAAACAGAAGAGUUAUUGAAUGAUAAACAAAUUUAUAAUAAUCUACUAUUAGAUAAAAUUUUUGAAGAACAGGUGAACAGAAUUAGAAACAUCUUCGUUGAUGAUACUAAACAAUGGUCAAAGCUGACUGAGAUCGAAUCAUUUAAAACUACCAAUAAAACCGAAUCUACUCAUCUGAAAAUAAGUCAAACAAGAUCAAGAAGAAGUUCUAGAGCCUCUAGAAAUUCUAAAGUUUCUGAGGAACAAGAUGAUUGGGGAUGGGAUGGUGCAGAAGACUCAUGGGAUACAGAAGGUGACAAUACCGAUGUCAAAAGGAGAUCCAGAGCUGCGUCAAAAGUUUCAUUUCAAUCAGGGAGCAAUGUUGACGACGGUUGGGAUGAAGAGUGGGAUAUUGAUAUUGAUGAGGUUGAUGAAAAAACUAAUUCAGCUUCCCAAAAAUUGCAUAUUACUCAACUACCAAGCCUAUUUAAAAUGAUAGUAAAUGAUUUUGAAAUUAGCUGUAAAGAGCUUGGUGACGGUAAUGUUGAUCCUCAAUAUAAGACCUACAAGUUUAAUUUAUUACAAACCUUAUUCAUGGCGAUUGCUAUUCGCAAUUUCCCCAAUAACAUAUACCAAUUGUACAUUGAUAUUAGAUAUAUUACAACCGAAAAUAAUUCAUUGGAUAGAUUGAAUGAAUUAAAUUAUAGAUUAAUGGAAAAUCAAAUUGCAUUGAAAGAAAAAUAUGUGAAUUCGAUAAUUCAAAAUAGUUUAGGGAAUUUAGAAAGAGAUGAGAAGGAUAUAAGAUGGAGAUCCCAAAUCAAAGAUCUCGUUCCAUUCAUACAAUGCGAUAUAAUAAAUCCAUUGAUAUCAAUUGGGAAUCCAGAUUCAGAGAAAUUUAUUUUAAAGUUCCUAAAUUUCCUAUUCAAUAAUUGUAUAACUUCAAAUAUUCUCAAUUGGAAGAUUAUAUCUGAAAAGAACUCCAAUAACUUAUCUGAAUUCAUCUCCUUGGUGCUAAAUGCAUCUGAAGUCCCAAGCAUCGAAACAUCACCAAAAUAUAGAGAAAUUAGGGAAAAAUUCAUAAUUAUUGGGAAAUUAUUACCAUUGCAUCUAAAGGAUAUCAUGCAAAUGUUUUAUGAUGGUGACUUCUACCUAUUCUCAACUGAAGAAAUCGUUCAAUGGAUAGUUUUACUAUUUGCUGAUACACCAUUGAGAAGAAAUGCAAUCGAUGAUAUUAACGAAAUCAGGAAAGAAACCCUAGAUUAA